Molecule: messenger RNA, 698 nt
Organism: Ornithorhynchus anatinus (platypus)
Lineage: Eukaryota; Metazoa; Chordata; Mammalia; Monotremata; Ornithorhynchidae
Exons: 4
Coding region: 159-542 (127 amino acids)
Molecular function (GO): protein binding
Source: RefSeq, a predicted model, not a curated record
UUGUUUUUUUUAAGGGCCGUGACGACUUUUCACAGUCAGGGUGGAGAAUGUUGAAAAAUAUAUAAUGUGAACCCUAUCUCUGUAGUUUACUCCAAGUCUUCUGAAGAGCACAGCCCCGAGAGCAAAGAUCCCAUCAAGAUCCCUCAGUUGUCUCCAAGAUGAAGGCAACUCAUGCUUUUGUGCUUUCUGUAGUGCUCUUCGCCAUCUUCUCAGAUGCCACAUCCUCAAUGGUGAAACAAGAUGCAGCUAACCAAAAGGAGAGACCUGUUAUUUCCAACCCAAAGCAGAGACCAGGCCAAGCUAGUCAAAUGGCCAGACCAGCUACUCCGGGUCAGACGGACAAACCGGGGAAUAACAACCAAAUGGGGACUCAGGUUGGCAUCGCUGGUAGCAAGAACCCAUCGACCGGAACCGUCUGUCCAGCGAUAUUCAGUCCUGUCUGCGGCUCUGAUGGCAAGACCUAUGGCAAUGGAUGCUUAUUUAACGAAGCUAAGAAGAAAAGCAAUGGAAAACUUACCAUGAGUCAUGAAGGAAAAUGCUAAGCCCUUAACAAGGCUAAGGCUGGAGUCCUGUUUUUAGCAUUCUCUUUCCACCAGUCGACAGACUCCUCAGAGUCUUUAGAAUCACACUGCCUACUCAGCCGUCCUGUUAAAAUGAUCUUGCGGAGCUGCCCGAUCAAUAAAAUCAACUCCAAAGUU